AUGGGCCAAGUCGAGGAGGGCUUUAAUCUUGCCAAGGUAAUCGUAGUGGGAGAUGUUGCAGUUGGGAAAACGUGUCUGAUCGGCAGGUUUCGCAAGGGUGCGUUUGAUAAGAACUACAAAGCAACCAUAGGGGUGGAUUUUGAGAUGGAGCGCUUCGAGGUGCUCGGUGUUCCCUUCAGUCUACAGCUGUGGGACACAGCAGGUCAGGAGCGCUUCAAAUGCAUCGCUUCAACAUAUUACAGAGGAGCACAAGCCAUUAUAGUGGUGUUUGACUUGAGCAGCGUCAGCUCUUUAGCACAUGCCAGGCAGUGGCUGGAGGACGCCAUGAAGGAAAAUGACCCCUCCAGUGUUUUACUGUUCCUUGUCGGCACCAAGAAGGACCUCAGUGUGGGUUCUCCUGAACAGUUGUCUCAGAUUGAGCAGGAAGCCAUCAGAUUCUCUGACGAAAUCAAAGCCGAGUACUGGGCUGUGUCUGCCAAGUCAGGAGAUGGUGUCAUGAAUUUCUUCUUCCGUGUAGCCUCUCUGACUUUCGAGGCUAACGUGUUGUCUGGGCUCGAGAAAAGUGGUGCGAGAAGCGACGGUGACAUUAUCAGGCUCACAGACAGCACAGAGGCCGAUCGGACACCAACCAAGAGGAAAUCCAACUGCUGCUGAUCAGAAGAUGGCCGCUUGGAUACACUGUACUGAGCACACAGCAACACAUGACGGCACAGAGGAGGGGGAAAUCAGACUGAAAUAUAGACUCACCAUGCACACUGUGGAUAUAAUGAACAGACCGUAUAUAAAGUGAUGAGAUAUCAACUAAAACAUGUAUUUGUGUUGCUCUCAGAUGGCCUGAGAGGAGGUUUUUUGGAGAGAAUGUCAGCGCCAGACUCGAGUGCAUUUCUUUGUUUCCUCGCCGUCAUGUGUCUGUGCUGCUAAUGUGAAGCCUGCGCCAGCACACAUGACCGCAGUCAUACCCACAAGGCAUCUCUCUCCUCUGACAAGGGUUCUCAUGAUCUUGAAAAUGGAGGGAUUGUUUUCAUAAAUUCAAGCAAACAGGAAGUUGCAUCUGAAGUUAAUUGAUUUGCUCGCUCAGACUGCAUUUGUUCUUAUCUGGAAACAGUCUUUAAUUACAGCUCAUGGAUUAUGACUUGUAAAUAAAUUGGUUCCAUCA
Messenger RNA from Notothenia coriiceps (black rockcod), 1156 nucleotides. Its product is annotated as ras-related protein Rab-34-like. Bases 1 to 654 code for a protein of 217 amino acids. The record is from RefSeq and is a predicted model, not a curated record. The transcript is spliced from 10 exons. Gene Ontology annotation, molecular function: GTP binding; GTPase activity. NCBI's taxonomy places the organism in Eukaryota, Metazoa, Chordata, Actinopteri, Perciformes, Nototheniidae.